Molecule: messenger RNA, 3540 nt
Organism: Monopterus albus (swamp eel)
Lineage: Eukaryota; Metazoa; Chordata; Actinopteri; Synbranchiformes; Synbranchidae
Gene: nr6a1a
Product: nuclear receptor subfamily 6, group A, member 1a
Exons: 12
Coding region: 310-1788 (492 amino acids)
Biological process (GO): regulation of DNA-templated transcription
Molecular function (GO): sequence-specific DNA binding; zinc ion binding; DNA-binding transcription factor activity
Source: RefSeq, a predicted model, not a curated record
UUCACUAAAGUUAUUUAUUCCACUCUACUAACUUUACAGAAAUCAUGUAAAUCGCCAUCUGUAUUAAUUAGUUAGGACAAAAUCCCUGAACGCAUCAUCCCACUAACUGGAGGCACAAGGCUUCAGCCUGGGACGUCGGUUCGAGCACUGAGCCAGACAGGCUGAGCACAGGGACACGGCAGCGCAAGCCUUUUCCCUGCACUAUCAGCAUCUCCAUUUCUGUCAUCUCAUCAUCAUUAACAGUGUGCAGGUUUUUCGUGGCGGUGAGUGGCGACGUCGGGCUGACUCGGGAUCAGCCCAUGCAGGAGGAUGGAGAUAGAGAAGAGGACGAAUGGGUUCGACUACACUGAAGGAAACAACGCCAAGUCCGUCAGCGGCUUGUACAACGAUCAUCCAUUGGAGUCUGAACAGAACGACCGCAUGGAUGCAGUCAAUGAAAGUAAUCUAGAUGAUCCAGCUGACCAGCGUACUUGCCUUAUCUGUGGAGAUCGCGCCACAGGCCUGCACUAUGGCAUCAUCUCCUGUGAGGGCUGCAAAGGCUUCUUCAAGCGCAGCAUCUGCAACAAGCGUGUGUACCGCUGCAGCCGCGACAAGAACUGCGAGAUGUCACGCAAGCAGCGCAACCGCUGCCAGUACUGCCGCCUGCUCAAGUGUCUGCAAAUGGGCAUGAACCGCAAAGCAAUCAGGGAGGAUGGAAUGCCAGGAGGGAGGAACAAAAGCAUCGGGCCUGUUCAGAUAACAGAAGAGGAGAUAGAGAGGAUCAUGUCAGGGCAGGAGUUCAAGGAGGACGCCCCGGAGCACACCUGGGGCAACAGCGGUGACAGCGACCACAGCUCUCCCAGCAACGGAGCCUCGGAGGGCAACCAGCCAUCACCUGCCUCCACUCUGUCAUCCAAUCGCUCUGUGGAAAUGAAUGGCUACACAGCGGCCCUAAGGGACCAAUACAUCAACACCUCCAUGUCCACACAUUACCAGCUCCUGCCUCACCUGUUUAGCUACGCCACCCAUUCUGCCCUGCUGGCCCCCCAGCCCCGCAGCCUCUACCCACAGUCCCAACCACUGGUGCUGCAGCUGGUGGCUGCUGAAGACCUGGCCCCCCUGGCCACACCUAUGCUCAUAGAAGACGGGUACAAAGUGACACAGGUGGAGCUGUUUGCUCUGCUGUGUCGCCUGGCAGACGAGCUGCUCUUUCGCCAGAUCUCUUGGAUCAAAAAGCUGCCCUUCUUCUGCGAGCUCUCCAUAGAGGACUACACCUGCCUGCUCAGCUCCACUUGGCAGGAGCUCAUCCUGCUCUCUUGCCUCACCAUCUACAGCGCCCAGAUUUUUGGAGACCUGGCCGAUGUCACUGCCAAGUACACGCCGUCUGACGAUGAGCUGCAGGGCUUCAGUGAGGAUGGGAUGGAAGUCAUGGAGAGGCUGAUAUAUCUGUUUCGCAAGUUCCACCAGCUGAAGAUCAGUAAUGAGGAGUAUGCCUGUAUGAAAGCCAUCAACUUCCUCAACCAAGAUAUCAGAGGACUGUCCAACAUCUCCCAGCUUGAGCAACUGAACAAGCGCUACUGGUAUGUGUGUCAGGAUUACACUGAGUAUAAGUACCCGCACCAGCCCAAACGGUUCCCCGAAAUCAUGAUGUGUCUGCCAGAGAUCCGCUGCAUCGCAGGAAAGCUGGUGAAUGUCCCUCUGGAGCAGCUCCCCCUCUUGUUCAAAGCAGUCUUGCACUCGUGCAAAUCCAGUCCGACCAGCUACAGGGCCGGCCCGUCGCCCUGCGUGACCUCCUCCUCCGGAAACUAGACACCCCGACCUUCCAAGUCAAGGGACUGGUCUCCCCUCUUGUGAAUGUGACAAGCAGCUAGUUUGUUUUUGUAACUUUUUUCUUUAUAUAUUUAUUACAUGACAGAGCUGAAUGUAUGCUGAUUUACACUGUGCACAUGCUUCUGUAAAAAACAAAUGCUCAUAGAUGCAUUGGUCUUUGGAGUUUACAAGUGUGUAUCCAGUUUGCUCAAUGUGUCAGUGUUGCCACUGUUAGAGCUAGACUUUAAUAGAGUUUAUUUUAUUCAGCCGAGGGCAGAUAGACACCUAACACGUGUUUUGAGACUACCUCAGGAAGAUCUUAUUGCUAUUUUCAGGUACCUUUUCUUUCUGUCAAAUGAAGAGUUGCCCAGUCUAAAACCAAAUCCACGUGGAUGGCACAUCAAUCAGAGACUGCAUGUUCUAAGGAGCUGCAUAAAUCAAAGAGAGAAAAGCGGUAUUUUGUUACACUGAAAAGGCAAAAGGAAUUAGCAAAAUUGAGCAACUUCAUGGAUUCUCAGACAUGCUGCUUACGGGAGGUGGUCUUGUCAGUUUAACAUUCCAUGAGUUAAGGCGACAGUUGUGGGAUCUUCAUUGAAAAAAGGAGCAUACGGGUAUUUUUUACAAUCAUAGACUGGGGAUGUAAGGCUUUAUUGCAAGGGGUGGGGAGGAUAGCUAGGUUUGCUGUUUUAGUUUUAUUGUUUUAUUCUUUUUUGACCAAAGUGUUAUGCAAUGCUUUUUCAAACACCCAUUGAUGGGUAGGGAGCUGAUAGCUCCACAAAAAAGAUUUCUUAUCAGUGAAGGAUCAGGAUAAGAAAUGAAUCAAUCUGUGUCAUAGCGGAGAACCCUCUGUUGGACAGAUGAGUAUGUUGCCAGAUUUCAUGCUAAAUGCUGCUAAACUUGCACACAUUCUUGUGCACAUAUAUUAUGCAUAGAGCAGAAGAAGUGAUUCCCAAUCUUUGCUUUUCCUUCUGCUUGUUUUCUGGGUUCUGUUGUCCUCAGAGCCAGGAGCCCAGUGCAUUGUAGCCUGUUCUCGUCUACACGCAAUCACCUACAUUUAAGAUCCAUGGUACGGAUGUUUGUUUAAAGUGGUAGUCUGUGUAAUGUUGCCUUCUUCUGCUUCUUCAGACCAAGCCCUAAAUCAUGAAACACUAGGUGGGUCGACCAAAAUCUGUACUUGAUUUACUAGAAACAAAGUGGAACUGACAACACCUGGAUCACAAUCUGAACUCAAAUGAACCAUAAAAGUGGUUAACAGUCAGCAUUUAUUGCCUCCAGUUCAUUUAAAGCUGGUGUAGAGCACAAGCUGCUGUUAGUAUGUCCAUCUUCAAAGCAGUUGCGGAAAUCCCAGUUGAAAAACCAACCGGCCUGUUCAAAAGUGCUGCAGGACAGCUUUCGAGGAGCUUGUACUGUUUGAAGGUCUUGCCAGGUCCAAUCAAAAGUUUGCACAGACACAGGACCAGCAGCAGUUUAAGUCGGAGCUGACCUGGACCUAAGGAGCAUUAGAAAGUGUGGCACCUGAGACCUUGUUCAGGUCCAGUCCUCAGGGUUUUAGUGGAUAAGCUUAUCCCCAGAAUCCAGCAAAUGAAUUUCUUUUAUGGGCUGGCUUUAGGUUUAUCAUCUAAAACAAGCUUGUGGAUUAUCACUGAAUAGAAGUGGGUUAAGUGUGACUGAAUUGGGCUGUCAGGCUAGGUUUAGAGAAUUUAGUUGACUUGACGUCUGGCUUGCAUACCUCUGUGACAGAUAAGAUCAUUU